GAUGAGUUGAGGGAUCAAUGAUAAUGAAUUUUUAGUUGAGGGAUUAUUGCUUCAAUGAAGUUAAAGUUGAGGGACCAUUGAACCAAUAGAGAUUAAAUUUGUUAUUCUUGACUAGCACCAUAGUAAGCUUGAUUUCGUAGAAUGGACUAAGCGUAUGUUAGCCUUGUGGCUCAAAUGAUUCAAAUAUUCAUCUGCUCGGCAUCAGAUAUUGUUUAUUCAUUUUGUAUUAAACAAAUUGAUAAUAUGAAUAUGAAUAUUAAGUAUCAGAUGACUGUUUUAGAGAUAAUCUGUAACUAUUAUUAAAAAAAAAAAAAAAAAAAAAAAAUCAUGAUUCGGUAUAAAAUUUGUACGAUAAAAAUGUGACUUUAACCAUAUACUCAACUCCACGACAGCAACUUAGAUUAAAUAUUACCUUAGACUUUCACGGAUAAAGAAACGCCGUCGUUUAGUCGUUGAAAACCAACUACCUUCUCUUCCGUUUUUGGAUAAGUCGUUACCAACACAAGGAGGAAGCGAAAAACCGUGAACCGCCGCCGUGUUGUUGUAAAUUGUAGAAAUGGAGAUAACAAGGAGCUUCCUCCUCCAUUCUUCUUGCUCCAAGCUCUCAUUCCGCACUCCCUUACGCCACUCUCGAGUUGUGGCUUCCAGUUUCUCAAUUCCGAUUACCUCUCGCACCCACAUCCGAAAACCUCUCGCCGCUUCAUGCUCCGCCUUCGACAGCGGCGAUUCCAGCUCAGCAGCCAAGGUUUCUGUAGCUGACCUCUCUUCUGCAGUAAAGAACAAGGCAAUGGAUAUAACCCCUGAGCUGAGAGGAACUUCCAUAUUUCUUGUGGGCAUGAAGAGCUCCAUGAAAACCAGUUUGGGGAAGCUCCUAGCCAAUGUGUUGCGAUAUUAUUACUUUGACAGUGAUAGUUUGGUUGAGGAAGCUGCAGGAGGUGAAUCUGCUGCCAAAUUACUUAGGGUGGCUGACACAAAUGGUUUUCGGGAAUCCGAGACUGAAGUAUUGAAGCAACUGUCAUCCAUGGGUCGAUUGGUGGUUUGUGCCGGAGAUGGUGCAGUUCAAAGUUCAACUAAUCUGGCUCUUCUGAGGUAUGGAAUCUCUAUAUGGAUUGAUGUACCUGUAGACUUGGUGGCCAGGGGCAUGAUCGAAGAUCAAAGUCAGCUUCCUGCACUCAACCUAUCUGCUUCAGCAUCUUAUCAAGAGGUUUUGACUCACCUAAGUACUUCGUACGAAGAAGUGAGAGGUGGAUACGAAACUGCUGAUGCAACCGUUUCCGUUGAAAAACUAGCUUAUAAAUUAGGUUAUGAACUUAUGAUGACCUUGGUGAUGUAACGACAGAAAACAUGGCUUUGGAGGUUCUCAAGGAGAUAGAGAAACUGACCAGAGUAAAGAAGAUGAUGGAAGCGGCCGCGAGACCUUUUUAACAGUCCGGUGGUAUAGAUCCCCAUUUUCAUCAAUUGGAAUUAGUUUCUUCUGUAAACCCCAAAUUUUGGGGAUAGCAAUCAGAGGUUUCGUUUCGUGGAUGUCUUGUGUAGGCUACAAUUAUGUGCAUGCCGUAAGUAUGUUUUCUACCAUCCCUUUUAUUGCUCUCUGUCUUUGCUAUACCCAAAAAUUGCAUCGCAGGGAAAAAGUCGUCGUCGGGGGAGGAGGAAGGAGAAGCACUUCUUUUCAUCCUCCCCUCCGCUCCAUUCCGCUCCCCCUUUUCAUUUUUCUGUUCUAUUGUGGUGAAUAAUAUUUCCCUUGUGGUGACUAAGUCAAUCCUUCUCGCCGAAUCCUCCCUCUUAGUGUGGGUUUGUCAAGAGAUGGGGUAGAAUUGUUGUGACAUGGGUUUUCUAGAUUAUAGUGCGGCUUUUGUCCAUGUUAAUUUGCUCUUUUGGGUUUCUUUCUGGUUAAUGUCUUAUAGUGGCGUUGGUCCGGUUUAUCUUUAUGCAACUGGUAGCUUUGUUGGUGGUUUUGUGCGUAAAGUCUCUAUUGGAGUGGUCACUAUUUGUUUCUUUUACGAUUUUUCAUUGGAAUCGACGUUGCUUGUAUGUAAAGAGUGCUCUUUAUCAAUUUUAUUAACGAUUUUGUACGUAAAGUUUCUCAUGUGGCGUAUUAUGAGGCCUUGGUGUUUUAUUUUGA
Messenger RNA from Pyrus x bretschneideri (Chinese white pear), 2122 nucleotides. RefSeq names its product probable inactive shikimate kinase like 1, chloroplastic. Lineage: Eukaryota; Viridiplantae; Streptophyta; Magnoliopsida; Rosales; Rosaceae. The coding region runs from base 557 to 1333 and encodes 258 amino acids. Gene Ontology annotation, cellular component: chloroplast. The transcript is spliced from 10 exons. The record is from RefSeq and is a predicted model, not a curated record.